Chelmon rostratus (copperband butterflyfish) is the source of this 2804-nucleotide messenger RNA. It is a transcript of the gene lin7c, whose product is annotated as lin-7 homolog C (C. elegans). The coding region runs from base 129 to 734 and encodes 201 amino acids. Gene Ontology annotation, biological process: neurotransmitter secretion; protein localization to basolateral plasma membrane; maintenance of epithelial cell apical/basal polarity. The transcript is spliced from 5 exons. The record is from RefSeq and is a predicted model, not a curated record. Gene Ontology annotation, molecular function: L27 domain binding. Gene Ontology annotation, cellular component: cell-cell junction; basolateral plasma membrane; synapse. Lineage: Eukaryota; Metazoa; Chordata; Actinopteri; Chaetodontiformes; Chaetodontidae.
CUAGCCGGCUAACUUGGCUAAUCUGAUUUAUCGUCUCGGUUAAGCGCACGGAAAGCUAGCCAGGAUUACCAAAUUUAGUUUUCCAUAUCAAGCAUUUAACGCAAUAUAAAAAAACGGUCAUUUCAAGAAUGGCAUCGCUUGGAGAGCCUGUGCGGUUGGAAAGAGAUAUCAACCGUGCUGUCGAACUGCUUGAUAAGCUCCAGAGGACAGGGGAGGUGCCUCCCCAGAAGCUGCAGGCUCUGCAGAGGGUCUUACAAAGUGAAUUCUGUAACGCUGUUAGAGAAGUUUAUGAACAUGUGUAUGAAACUGUGGACAUUAACAGCAGUCCUGAAGUACGAGCCAACGCCACAGCUAAGGCUACUGUUGCAGCUUUUGCAGCAAGUGAGGGACACUCACAUCCACGUGUCGUGGAACUGCCCAAGACAGAAGAAGGCCUGGGUUUCAAUAUAAUGGGUGGAAAGGAGCAAAACUCACCUAUAUACAUCUCACGGAUCAUCCCAGGAGGCAUCGCUGACCGUCAUGGAGGCCUGAAGAGAGGCGACCAGCUUCUCUCUGUCAACGGGGUGAGCGUGGAAGGUGAGCACCACGAGAAGGCUGUGGAACUCCUCAAAGCAGCUCAGGGCACAGUGAAGCUGGUAGUGAGGUACACCCCCAAAGUCCUAGAGGAAAUGGAGUCACGCUUUGAGAAAAUGAGGUCGGCGAAGCGUCGGCAACAGAACAACUAUCCCCAGUAGGAUUUUUCUGUGCUGAUGCCCAGCUCCCAUGUGUCUCCUCCUCUAGCCUUCUGGCCAUUUGUUCUGGUCUCUUUCUUAUCUCCCUGCCCAAAAACAGCACAACAAACAUACUACAAGUUUAGUUGUAGUUCCUACUCACACAUACUGUAUAUUGUGCGUCUACCCUUUUCUGUAGCAUUGUUAAUAUUCACCAUUGUUACACUGGACACUACAACUCUAGAGACACACUAAAAUGAUCAUGAUUGUCAGUUCAGGUGGUCGCUCACACAUGUGCAUUAAUUUUGAAUUGACAAUUUGAAUGCGUCUUUGAGUGCUGUUGAGACCAGCUACACAAUUCCUUAGACUGGAAAAGUAGUGUUAAUUGUUUUAUCACAGCCACUACCAAGUGCCUCAGGGCAAACACGUUCAUCUCAUGUACUGUGUUCACCAUUCUUUCUUUCUUUUUAGUCAUUCAGAGUCAAGUACUGCUAAUCAAAUGCUCUUGGGCAGGAAUUACAACAUGCUUUACAUCUGUUAUUCUCAAAUAUCAUUUGAUGUGAUACAAAUACGUGCUAAAAAAUGUGUAAACCUCUUUAAUUUGUGAAAACUGUAAAAAGAUGCUGCUGGGGUUUUUGGUUUUUUUUUUCAUUGCCGCUCCACAGACAUGUUGGAAUGGGAAAGCUUUGGAGGAGUUGAAGACAGUUUGAGUGAUUUAAAAGAGAUAGUUAGGUAGUUAUAUGUUUGAUGAUAAGGGAAACUGCUGAAAGGACACUUAAUUACAAAAGGGAUGGAUUAUCUAUUAAAAGGUUUCUCUUGGCUUAGUCUUUAAGUUUUCUAACAUCAUUUCACACUAUAAAAAGCUCAGCAGGCACUGUAAGUGAUGUAAUGGGGUCUCGGCAACUUUUGAGCUGAAUUCCUGCCGCCGCAGAGACUCAUGUUAUUGCUCGUAUCAAAGGAAUAAAUCAGAACCAUAAACCUUGCAGUCAGCGUGACAUGAGAUGAAACCUCUUCAGCUUCUGAUUAAUUUGUCUUGACAUAAAUCAGGAAUGUUCUAUGUGUCACAUUUUUGUUCCUAUGCCAGGCACAUUACUUAAUGAAAAGUCAGUUACAGAACAUUUGUCUUUAGUUUCUGCUAAAAACAGCUUGUUAGUAUCGUUGGCAUCAUUCAGUUAAAGUUCAAAAUGAGGAAAAAUAUCAAUAUCAAGCAAUAUGAUAAUAUGAAACAAUCUCUUUAAGUCACACUGAUACCUAAAGUGAACUUUCAUCAUUGUUGUGAUGAAUGCACUGGCAGGUGUUGAAAUCACACAUACUGUAUAUUAAUACGGCAUAUUUGUUGAGACUCUAUAGUGUGUAGAGACUCUAUACAGUGUGUAGAGACUCUAUGCAGUGUGUAGAGGGUUAUGCUUUUAAUCUGUUGCAUGGGCACAUCAUUCAUUUUAACUUUUUUUUUAAUCCUGGUAAUCAUUGACAUCUUUAAAUUACCUGGAUUAAAAGAUCAAAUAUGGCACCGGUGCUGGGAUAAGAGAACCAUUUACUUUAAUCAUGCUUGGACACAAUUCAAACACAAGGCCGCGCCCGAUCAUGAAGAUUUUAGCUGAGCAGUCAGUUUCAGCUUUUUCUGACCUGUGUGCCAGCACAGGUUUAUUUCUGAUCCCAUCAUCACUAACAGUCGUCAUUGCUCCAUUAAAUCUAACAGUUUACUGGCACCCAUGUAAUCUGUAUGUAAUAUACAAACUGCACAUCGUGUUAAAUAAUACUUUUUAUUACUGAAUACUGCCAAACAGUCAAGUUUAUUCUGACUGCAGUUUUAACAAGGCUAAUAUCAAAACAGUGUCAAUAACCCUCAAUAUACUGCAUACCAAGGCUCCCCUCCUACCUUUACAACACUGAUAUGUUUUAUAGUUUUAAAAUGUUUGCAGAAUGCAUGUUUAACUGUCAUAUUAGUGUUUCUUGUAUCAUGAGAAAAUUUCUUGUGAUGUGGAAUAUUAAUGCUUAAAAAAAACUGAUACAUGUCAGUCAAACAAGUCUAACAAUUAUGUCUUUCAAACCCUUCAAAUACUCUGUUAUUCAAUAAAAAACAGCAAAAGUGAG